AUGCGCGUCUUCCAACUCGCUCUGCUGGCUGCCGCUGCUCUUCUCGCCACUGCAAGCGCUUCAGUCCCCCCAACCGAAGUACAGUGCCCGAGACCCCAACCUGGAAUCGCGCGUUUGCCUCGGAAGACAACACCAAACGCUCUCUACGGACCGACAAGUCGGCCGACUUUUGACUUCGACGAGGAGAACGAGGGGAGGGGCUUCGGACUACUAAGCCAGGCAACCUUGGUCAAGCAAUACUACAGCGAACGCAACGAGUUCGCCGAUUGGUUUCUCAAGGGCAAAGGACACCCGUAUAUGUACGGUGAGCUGGGCAUGGCAAAGGAGGGGGUAGGCAGCAAGGCGUACCUCAAGCUCAUGCGCUACGUCGACUACUUUGAGCAGUACAAGGCCAUUGCGAUAAGAUUCGGUUCCACGUUUAAACUAACUGGUGGUAGUAAUGAGACAGCCCAGACUUCAUGA
This is a messenger RNA of Phytophthora sojae, 462 nucleotides long. RefSeq lists its product as hypothetical. The transcript has 3 exons. Lineage: Eukaryota; Oomycota; Peronosporomycetes; Peronosporales; Peronosporaceae. Bases 1 to 462 code for a protein of 153 amino acids. The record is from RefSeq and is a predicted model, not a curated record.